This is a messenger RNA of Rosa chinensis, 2892 nucleotides long. RefSeq names its product receptor protein kinase CLAVATA1. The transcript has 2 exons. The record is from RefSeq and is a predicted model, not a curated record. Bases 1 to 2892 code for a protein of 963 amino acids. Gene Ontology annotation, biological process: hormone-mediated signaling pathway; protein phosphorylation. Lineage: Eukaryota; Viridiplantae; Streptophyta; Magnoliopsida; Rosales; Rosaceae. Gene Ontology annotation, cellular component: plasma membrane. Gene Ontology annotation, molecular function: protein kinase activity; protein binding; ATP binding.
AUGGUACCGGUUGGUUCCCCUUUUUGGCAUAAUCUCCUCCACAUUUCUUUCAUUUUCCUUUUGCUUCCACAAUGUUGUUUCUGCGUUAGUGAACUUGACGCACUGUUGAUGCUCAAGAAAGCCAUGAUUGGUCCCAAAGGUUCAGGGCUAGAGGACUGGGAGCCCUCUUCUCACCACUACUGCUCCUUCUUUGGAGUUUCAUGUGACCAGCAAUCACGAGUUGUUGCUCUCAACUUGUCCGGUUUGCCUCUGUUUGGCUCGAUUCCGGUGGAGAUUGGGCUUCUGAACAAGCUCGUCAACCUCACCAUUGCUGAAGACAACUUGACAGGGAGUCUUCCCCUGGAGAUCGCCAACCUGACUUCUUUAAAGCUCUUGAACAUCUCCAACAACUUGUUCAGUGGAAGAUUUCCCGGAGAAGUCACGCUCAGAAUGACAGAGCUUGAGGUUCUCGACGCGUACGACAACGACUUUAUUGGGAAUCUUCCCCUUGAGAUCGCCAGUCUUAGAAGGCUCAAACAUCUACAUCUUGGCGGGAACUUCUUCACUGGAGAAAUUCCCGGAAAUUAUUCAAAGAUUCAAAGCUUAGAAUAUUUGGCCCUCAACGCUAAUUCGCUUGCCGGAAAAUUUCCGGCCAGCUUGGCUCGGUUGAGGAAUCUCAAGGAAUUGUACGUCGGGUACUAUAACAAUUUCGACGGUGGAAUUCCACCUGAGUUGGGAUCGUUGAGGUCGCUGCAAGUUCUAGACAUGGCCAGCUGUGGCCUCUCCGGCACGAUACCGACGACUAUGGGCUUUUUGAAGAACGUACACUCGUUGUUUUUAAAGGCUAACCAUUUCAGUGGUAAUAUACCUCCAGAACUUUCGGGUAUGGCAAGCCUGAUGAGUUUGACCCUCUCUAUAAAUGAACUCACCGGUGAAAUACCAAAGAGUUUCUCAAAGCUCAAGAACCUUACACUUCUCAAGCUGAAUGAUAACAACCUCUACGGCCAGAUACCCAACUUCAUUGGUGAUCUUCCUCAUCUGGAGGUGUUUAGCGUCGGGAACAACAACUUUACAUUUGCUCUACCGGAGAGUCUUGGCCGGAAUGAAAGACUUAUGUACCUCAAUGUAACCGGUAACCACCUCACCGGGUUGAUUCCUCGUUAUUUGUGCAAAGGAGGGAGGUUGAGGAAGUUGAUUCUAAUGGAGAACCACUUCUCUGGGCCGAUUCCGGAAGCAUUGGGCCGGUGCAAGUCGCUCAUUGAAAUCAGAUUGAUGAAAAACACACUCAACGGGACUAUUCCUGCUGGAAUCUUGAGCUUUCCCGAUGUGAUCAUUAUUGAGCUCAACGAUAACCACUUAUAUGGAGAACUUCCGUUGCAGAUGUCUGCUCCCUCACUCGAAAUCCUCACACUUUCCCGGAAUCAUAUUUCUGGAACAAUUCCGUCCUCCGUUGGAACAUUCAAGAAUUUACAGACUCUUUCGCUGGAUAUGAACAGAUUCUCCGGGCAAGUUCCAAAAGAAAUCUUCAGUUUACAAUCGUUAAACAGACUCGACAUGAGCAGCAACAAAUUCGGUGGUGAAAUUCCGGCUGCAAUUUCUGAUUGUUCCUCUCUAACGUCCCUAGAUUUAAGUCAAAACACUUUGGUUGGGGAAAUCCCAAGAGGGAUAGGCAAACUGAAAGUAAUUGAGUUUCUUAAUUUCUCAGGGAACAAGCUAACAGGUCCAAUACCUGUGGAAUUCAGAUACAUGGCGAGCCUCACAACUUUGGAUCUCUCCUAUAACAAUUUCACUGGUACGAAUCCAACCGAAGGAAAUCCCAAUCUGUGUUCGCCCAGAAAGGUGUUCUGCAGCUCCUAUAACCACCCACGACCUGGAGACCAUAAAGUCAUCAUCGCUGGACUCACUGGAGCUCUGCUAACUUUGCUACUCAUGUCGCUUCUCAUAUAUGUACUUAGCUGGGUUUAUAGGAAGAGAAAGAUCAGAAUUAUUGAGAAAUGUGGCUCUUGGAAGCUCACAGUUUUCCAAGUACAGCUUGAUCUCAAUAUAGAGGACGUUCUCCAGUGUCUAAACGCGGAGAACAUUAUCGGCAGGGGCGGUGCUGGAGUUGUCUACAAGGGGACAAUGCCAAACGGUGGUGAUGUCGCCAUCAAACGGUUGAAGAGGGAUCAGGGAUUUUCGGCUGAAAUCAAAACAUUGGGACAAAUCAAGCACCGGAAUAUAGUGAGGCUGUUGGGGUACAUGUCAAACAAGGACACAAAUUUGUUGCUGUACGAGUACAUGCCUAAUGGUAGCUUGGGACAACUUUUGCAUGGGUCUAACGGAAGGCAUUUGGAGUGGGAAAUGAGGUACAAGAUUGCUGUGGAAGCUGCAAAGGGAUUGUGUUAUCUCCACCAUGAUUGCUCGCCUCUGAUUAUACACAGGGAUAUAAAGUCCUAUAACAUCUUGCUGGACUCUAAUUUCGAAGCCCAUAUUGCUGAUUUCGGACUUGCCAAGUACUUUCAAGGACCAACAGAUUGCAUGUCUUCGUUUGCUGGUACCUUCGGUUACAUUGCCCCAGAGUACGGUCACACAAUGAAAGUGGAUGAGAAAAUUGAUGUGUAUAGCUUUGGUGUGGUUCUGCUGGAACUAAUAACAGGGAGGAAACCAGUGGUGGAACUAGUGGAAGAAGUUAUGAACAUAGUAAGUUGGGUAAGGAAAACCACAUCAGAAAUCCCUCAGUCAUCCACUACAUCAUCUGUACUCACAGUAGUGGACUCCAGGCUCAGUGGGUUCCCACUGGCAAGUGUCGAGCAUGUGUUCAAGAUAGCAAUGAUGUGCGUUGACAAUCACAGCCCUGCAAGACCUACGAUGAGGGAAGUCGUCUACUUCCUCACUAAUCCUCCUAGUUCAGCUCCAGGCUUGACAAACCCUUAG